AUCCGAACACAACAACAUGUAUGACGCAACUGGUCGGUGCGCAUGCGCAUAGCGCAGACAGCUGGUAGUUCAUCUAUUAUGCUACUUGGCUAAAAGAAAAAGAAGCAGAAAUUGGAGCGGAGUCGCUGCAACCGAGGACCGCAAACACAGCUGUGCGAUGGGAGUUUUUCCUCCAGGUGGAGCUGAAGAACAACACAAAAAGCUGAAGACACACUAACAGACCAAAACGCGCUUUCGCACCCUGUGGUGGAUUUUUUUGUUUCCUUUUUUUUUUCCUCCCUUAAAUCUUGGGGCCAGACACUGCCGUCCCACGCUGCAUUGCUUCGUCGCUGCCGUCCACCAUGUCGGACGCCCCAGAGGCUGCACCCCCCAGCCCCCCUCCCCUCACCAACCCGCCCCCACCUGAGGUGACAAACCCAUCCAAACCUGGCAGGAAAACCAAUCAGCUGCAGUACAUGCAGAACGUGGUGGUGAAGACGCUGUGGAAGCAUCAGUUUGCCUGGCCUUUCUACCAGCCUGUGGACGCCAUCAAACUGUGCCUGUCGGACUACCACAAGGUGAUCAAAAACCCCAUGGAUAUGGGAACAAUCAAGAAACGUCUGGAGAACAAUUACUACUGGAGCGCCAGUGAGGCCAUGCAAGAUUUCAACACCAUGUUCACCAAUUGCUACAUCUACAACAAGCCUACAGAUGACAUCGUGCUUAUGGCCCAGGCUCUGGAGAAAAUCUUCCUGCAGAAAGUGGCUCAGAUGCCUCAAGAGGAAGUUGCACUGCUGCCGCCGGCACCCAAAGGCAAGAACAAGAACAAGCAGCCCACCACUCCAGUGAGUCAGCAGGCGGAGUCUUCAGCAUCCCCGCCCACCUCCUACCCCUCCCCAUCUCCUUCCCAAACGCCAGUCAUCUCGACAGUGCCCACUCCGGUCCAGGCCACGCCCCCUGUUGCUGCCCCACAGCCCCCGGCUGCUCUGAUGCCUUCUGCACAGCCUGUUGUCAAGAAGAAGGGAGUGAAGAGGAAAGCGGACACCACCACUCCCACCACAUCUGCCAUUUCUGCCAGUCGCGCCGACUCCCCGUCUCCUCAAGACAACAAGCCAGCAAAGCUGGGCUCAUCCCGCCGUGAGGCUGCUGCGCGGCCCGCCAAGGCCCGCAGGGAGACCGGUGAGGAGUCCCUGGGGGGUGAAGUAGGCGGAGGUGGAGGAGGAGGCAGCGGGAGGAAGAGUGGAAAACCGGGCGAGCAGUUGAAGCAUUGUGAUGCCAUUCUGAAGGAGAUGCUGUCCAAAAAACACGCUGCCUACGCAUGGCCGUUCUACAAACCAGUGGAUGCUGAGGCCCUGGAGCUGCAUGACUACCAUGACAUCAUCAAACACCCCAUGGACCUCAGCACAGUCCGGAAAAAGAUGGACAAAGGCGAGUACAGCGAUCCUCAGAGCUUUGCGACAGACAUCAGGUUAAUGUUCUCCAACUGCUACAAGUACAAUCCUCCAGACCACGAGGUGGUGGCCAUGGCCCGUAAACUGCAGGACGUAUUUGAAAUGCGUUUCGCUAAAAUCCCAGACGAGGGCCUGGAGGCCUCAGUCCCAUCUACCACACCAUUGGUCAGUAAAAGCACCGCCUCCUCCGACAGCAGCAACAACUCCUCCUCUGAUGAAUCCUCGGACUCAGAGGAGGAGCGAGCCACCCGAUUGGCUGAGCUACAGGAGCAGGUUGGUGCUGCCGACCAAUCACAGCUGAAGGCGGUACACGAGCAGCUGGCUGUCCUGUCCCAGGCUCCCGUCAGCAAACCAAAGAAGAAGAAAGAGAAGAAAGACAAGGAGAAAAAAAAAGACAAGGACAAGGAGAAAGUCAACAAGAGUAAGAUAGAGGAGGAGAAGAAGCCCAAAGCCGCCACCCAGCAGCCCAAACCAGCCAAUCAGAAGAAAGCACCUGCAAGAAAGGCCAACAGCACGGUGACCGCCACCAGGCAACCUAAGAAAGGAGGGAAGACAUCAGGUGGCGGUUCAGCGAACGGAGAAGAUGGCGAGGAAUCGUCUUUGCCGAUGUCAUAUGAUGAAAAGAGGCAACUGAGUCUAGACAUAAACCGACUGCCGGGUGAGAAGCUGGGCCGUGUCGUCCACAUCAUCCAGUCCAGAGAACCUUCACUGAGAGACUCCAACCCCGAUGAGAUUGAGAUCGACUUUGAAACCCUCAAACCCUCCACACUUCGAGAGUUAGAGCGCUACGUCAAAUCCUGCCUGCAGAAGAAGCAACGGAAGCUAAUGCAGAAGGCAGCGGGAGGUGGAGCCUCUGGGGGUGGGGCUAGUCGUUUGAGUGGCAGCUCCUCGUCCUCCUCUGAUGACAGCUCCUCGACGGGGACCUCCUCUUCGUCCGACACAGACUGAACUCACCGUGCGAAUCACAGACUCCAUGUAAAUAGGCUGACAUGUUUGUUUUUUUCCCAGCUCUUCGUGUCAUUUUUCUGGAUGAACUCGGACAGAUUGACCAUCAGGAUUCUGAACACUCAGUCCACCAAGGCUUUCUUCACUUCCUGUGCGGCCGUGACCCCUGACCUCUGAUAACAUUCCAAGUCAUCACGUUGGCGAGGCUUUAUGGUUUAAACCACUUUGGACCAACGAAUCCUUCAGAUCUGAAACAUGAUUCACAUUUAUCACUGUCAACCUUAUCAUUGCAUUCUGUUUUAGUCACAUGACCAAGACAUCAUGACAAGAGAUUGGUGUGUUCGAGUGUGCUGGGACAUGAGACCUCAAAAUGUCAGUGACUGUUCCGCUGACUAGUUUUUUGUGUGUGGGGGGGGGUGGAUUUUUCACCAACGCCUUUCUCCUUCUUUUAUGAUGUUUGAAUGAGAAAAGAGGUUUACUGGACAUUUUGUUGCAGGAAGGCAUGUGUGCGCUUUCAUCCAUCUGGUGGUGAGGUCCCUGUGAGCUCAGAGCAACAAGGCUUGAGCAUCAUCAGAGUGCUCAAUACUGACCCGAGCGUCAUCAGAACGCUCAGUACUGACCCGAGCGUCGUCAGAGCGCUGAGUACUGACCCGAGCGCCGUCAGAGCGCUCAGUACUGACCCGAGCGUCGUCAGAGCGCUGAGUACUGACCCGAGCGUCGUCAGAGCGCUCAGUACCGGCCCGAGCGUCGUCAGAGCGCUCAGUAUGGCUCGAGUGUCGUCAGAGCGCUCAGUACCGGCCCGAGUGUCGUCAGAGAGCUCAGAGAGCUCAGUACCGGCCCGAG
Molecule: messenger RNA, 3218 nt
Organism: Thalassophryne amazonica
Lineage: Eukaryota; Metazoa; Chordata; Actinopteri; Batrachoidiformes; Batrachoididae
Product: bromodomain-containing protein 3-like
Exons: 12
Coding region: 342-2378 (678 amino acids)
Biological process (GO): regulation of DNA-templated transcription; chromatin remodeling
Cellular component (GO): chromatin; nucleus
Source: RefSeq, a predicted model, not a curated record